Messenger RNA from Molossus molossus (Pallas's mastiff bat), 2274 nucleotides. It is a transcript of the gene AIF1L, whose product is annotated as allograft inflammatory factor 1 like. Gene Ontology annotation, biological process: actin filament bundle assembly; ruffle assembly. Gene Ontology annotation, molecular function: actin filament binding; calcium ion binding. Gene Ontology annotation, cellular component: ruffle membrane; actin filament. Bases 92 to 565 code for a protein of 157 amino acids. Lineage: Eukaryota; Metazoa; Chordata; Mammalia; Chiroptera; Molossidae. The record is from RefSeq and is a predicted model, not a curated record. The transcript has 6 exons.
ACACGCCGCGGGAGCUCAGACCAGGCGCCGGGCCCUCCUCGUUCCUCGCCCGGCCGCGAAGCCCAGAGCAGGCGGGAGGCCCGUGCUCACCAUGUCGGUCGCGCUCAGCAACAGGUUUCAAGGAGGGAAGGCGUUCGGCUUGCUCAAAGCCCGGCAGGAGAGGAGGCUUGCGGAGAUCAACCGGGAGUUUCUCUGUGACCAGAAGUACAGCGAUGAGGAGGACCUGCCACAAAAGCUCACAGCCUUCAAAGAGAAGUACAUGGAGUUUGACCUGAACAACGAAGGCGAGAUUGGGUCUGCUUUUCUUCUGGUAGACCUGAUGUCUCUAAAGAGGAUGAUGGAGAAGCUUGGGGUCCCCAAGACCCACCUGGAGAUGAAGAAGAUGAUCUCGGAGGUGACAGGUGGGGUCAGCGACACCAUCUCCUACCGAGACUUUGUGAACAUGAUGCUGGGGAAACGGUCGGCUGUCCUCAAGCUAGUCAUGAUGUUUGAAGGAAAAGCCAACGAGAGCAGCCCCAAGCCGGCUGGCCCCCCUCCAGAGAGAGACAUUGCCAGCCUGCCCUGAGGACCUGCCUGGACCUGCCCCUCCCCCCCUGCCCUGUUCCUCCCUCCUGAUCUUGCUGCCCUCUGGACUCCUUGUAUUUUGUCUUAUUUGGGUUUCUUGGUCAUUGGGCAUGUUUUAUUUGUCUUUUGUUUUUGUUUUUUUUUCACCUGCAGGAUCAGUGAUCUCUUUGUAAAGCACAAAUUAUCUGCCUUAAAAGGGCUCUGGAGCCCCUCCCUCUCUUCUUCCAUCCUUCCCUCCACCCCACCCCCACCCGUGCAGAAGGGCUGAUAUCAAACCAAAAACCGGAAAGGGCAAAGCUAGGGCAGGGAGGCUAGAAGCCUGGGGUCCCCACGCUUGGAGCUGGUAUUGUCCAUUCUUCCUGGGGGUCUCCGAGCUUAGUCCGGGCUCACGGGCCUGGCCACUUCCAGGAGACCUUGGAGUAGGGACAAGGCUGCAGAGCCUCGCUAGGGACACAGGUUCUAGUGCUCUUGGGUAGUCCAGGAUGUGGCCACGCACUGCCCCACCUCCCCAGGUGAUGCCCCUCUCGACCAGCUUCUCAUCCUCAGUGAGGUGACAGAAGGCGGGAAGGAGGCCAUUUGAGCCCUUCAAGAAGUUUCUGGAAGAAAUCCUCUGGCCUUGCUCCCCUGGCCACACCUUUCCCGGCAAGCUCAGAGGGAGCCCUGUCUGUUGCUGGGCAGCAAAGGGCUUUGGAGGUAGAGGCGAGGCCAGCAGUUUUGGGGAGGAGGGUCAUCUCACUGUAGUCCCACCUUUCAGGGAGGAUGCUGAGGACAACAGGUUAGGAGAACGGAGAACAGAACGCUCGUGGCAAAGAGCACAACGUUAAGCCAAGACCUGGGAAUAGGACUUUGCCUUUCUGAUCCGUCUGCUUGAAAGCGGACUGUGCUUCCCCCAUUCGCCUUCCCACCUUACACCAUUCAUUCAUUCACUCAUUCAUUCAUUCAUUCACUCAGUCAUACAACAGAUAUUUAUUGACCCCCUCUUAUAAGCUUUAAGACCCCGCACUGUGUCCUGACGUGUGCUGUGUCCACUGUCUAACUCAUCUCGCCCUUUCCAAAUCGCCCCAGACCUUGAGCUUGGGCAUUGGAUUGGGGCCUCCUGUGUCCUUUAUUAUGGACGCACAGGGUUUAAAGCCCUGAUUCACCCUGUAGGUCAGCUGAGCCAGUCCCCUCAUGUCACAGGGGAGAAAACUGGUGGCCCACAGGGAUGAAGUGCCUUGCCCAAGGCCAGGGGUUAGUCUGGAGAUGCAAGAGUCUGAACUGGAGCCCAGGUGUUCAGAUGCCCUCUCCAUGCUUCGUGUCUGCUCUGCGCUGCCUCGGAUGAAAACAAGGGAAGGGGCAGGGAGGGACAGCCCCGGGAAAAGACUCCGGGCCAGGACUCACCUUCCCAGUGCCUCCGAGUCAGCAUCAGGGUUUGGGUGAGGGCGAGGCCCACCUCUGCAACCCUGCGUUCUCAGCUAAGCUACUUCUCAGAACUCACACAAGUGUCACACUCGGCCCCAUGUUGGCUGAGCAGGAACCUUAGCCUUGACCCUACCUGUGUUCUGGAGUCCCUGACCCUGCCUGCUCAUGACUUAGAUGCAUUCAUCCGUUUAACAUACUUAUUAAGCACCUGUUAUGGGCCAAGAGCGAAGAACCCAGUAGUAAAAUAGACAGACUCAUAUUUAGAGUCUAGUGAGGAAGUCAGACCAGGACAAGGACAAGUGAGAUGAA